AUGUUUGUUCUUAUUGUUGGAAUCACAGGCAACAUCGGCCUCAAGCUUGCCGAUGCCCUUAUACAGCGAGGUCACGUUGUCCGUGGAGCUUCUAGAUCGAUAUCAACCCUUCCGAGCAACGUUUUAGGAAAGCUUAAAAGUUUUCUUGAAAUCACGUCUUGGUAUGAUGUCCAAAGCAUUCGAAAAGCAGUAAAGGGUGUGGAUGCUGUAGUUUGUGCAUACAGUCCUAUCCCAGCUUUGGCGUUGGAAGGAGAGCUUCUUCUUGUUCGUAUUAUGGAAGAGGAGGGGGUUAGACGAUUCAUACCAUCUACGUGGAACCUUGACUGGUCUCAAUUACGUUGGGGCGACAUGCCAUACUACGAUAUAUUCCUUGCGCUACAGAGACAGCUUGCGCUAUCGUCCAAUGUAGACGUUCUGUACAUAUUCAAAGGUACACUGGCAGAAGUUUUCUUCUCCGUUCCUGGACACGGGAGGUUUGCGCCUUCGAACCAUGGAGUAUGGGAUCCUGAGGCGUCUCUCAAGAGAGCAGAAGUGUGGGGAACUGGUGAAGAGAAGUGGCAGUUUACCACCGAACAAGACUGCGCGAAUUUUACUGCAGAGCUUAUUGUGGACUCGACAAAGAAGGGCGGGUCAUAUUAUAUCUGCAGCUUUGAGCACAGCAUCAAGGAAAUCGCCGACAUCUACCAGGACGCUCGAGGGGUACCGGUGCAGCUCGAUUACAUGGGAAGUGUUGAAGAUCUAAGCAUCGCAGCUAACGAUGCAGUGCUCAAAAUGGGCCUCAAAAGAUUUGAGACUUGGAUGGGAUAUUUCUACCAACUGUAUCAGCUAAACGGCAGGUGCUAUAUGAAGCAAUUGGACAGUAAGCAGUACUCUUCACUGCACCUAACGUCGCUGGAAGGUUUCUUGAAGGAAAACAUGUCGAUUUAG
Molecule: messenger RNA, 927 nt
Organism: Trichoderma atroviride IMI 206040
Lineage: Eukaryota; Fungi; Ascomycota; Sordariomycetes; Hypocreales; Hypocreaceae
Source: RefSeq, a predicted model, not a curated record